Seriola aureovittata is the source of this 2221-nucleotide messenger RNA. RefSeq names its product pescadillo (gene pes1). The record is from RefSeq and is a predicted model, not a curated record. Lineage: Eukaryota; Metazoa; Chordata; Actinopteri; Carangiformes; Carangidae. Bases 124 to 1881 code for a protein of 585 amino acids. Gene Ontology annotation, biological process: ribosome biogenesis; maturation of LSU-rRNA from tricistronic rRNA transcript (SSU-rRNA, 5.8S rRNA, LSU-rRNA). Gene Ontology annotation, molecular function: RNA binding. Gene Ontology annotation, cellular component: PeBoW complex; nucleolus. The transcript is spliced from 15 exons.
UCAGACGACACGUGCAUCGCCUGCUGAUGGUGGUAGCGAGCAUUGUGUACGCCUGUGUACUGCAUAAUUUGUAGACAACUCAAUUUCCCUAAACUUGUGAGGAGGGUCGCAUAUUGUUUGUAAAUGGGGGGUCUUCAAAAGAAAAAGUUUGAGAGGGGCUCUGCCACCAACUACAUCACCAGAAACAAGGCUCGUAAGAAGUUACAGCUGAGCCUCCCGGACUUCAGGCGACUGUGCAUUCUCAAAGGCAUCUACCCUCAUGAGCCCAAGCACAAGAAGAAAGUGAACAAGGGCUCUACAGCCCCAAGGACUUUCUACCUGCUCAAAGACAUCCGCUUUCUGCUGCAUGAGCCAAUCGUUCGAAAGUUCAGAGACUACAAGGUAUUUGUUCGCAAACUUAAGCGGGCUUAUGGAAAAACAGAAUGGUCUGCAGUGGAGAGACUGAAAGAGAACAAACCUACCUAUAAAUUGGACCACAUCAUCAAAGAAAGGUACCCCACCUUCAUUGAUGCCCUCCGUGAUAUUGACGACGCCCUUUGCAUGGGCUUCCUCUUCUCCACCUUCGCCCGAACGGGAAAAUGCCAUGUGCAGACAAUCCAGCUGUGCAGGCGCCUCACUGUGGAGUGGAUGAACUAUGUGAUCGCAGCUCGUGCUCUCAGAAAGGUUUUCAUCUCCAUCAAGGGAAUAUAUUAUCAAGCCGAGGUGAUGGGACAGCUCAUUACAUGGCUGGUGCCAUAUCAGUUCUCCCAUGAUCACCCAACAGAUGUUGACUACAGAGUCAUGGCAACUUUCACAGAGUUGUACACCACUCUUCUGGGGUUUGUCAACUUCAGACUCUACCAUUCCCUCAACCUGCUCUACCCACCAAAGCUGGACAGUAAAGCAGAGUCAGAGCUGAAGGACGAGAAUGAGGACGACUAUGCCAUGAAUUCAGAAUGCUACUUAGAGAAACUCUCAGCUCUGAGUGCCAGUCUGUCACGGGUGGUUUCUUCUGCAGAGGAGGAGGAGGCUGAACUUGACCAGUUUCCUAUUGAAGGGGAGGACAUUGAAAAGAUGGAGGCAAGAGAGAAGGAACAUACACAGCAGGAAGCCCAGAAAAAGCUUUUUGAGGGCCUCAAGUUCUACCUCAACAGAGAGGUUCCCAGAGAGUCACUGGCUUUUAUCAUCAGGUGUUUUGGUGGUGAGGUGUCCUGGGACAAGUCGGUUUGCAUUGGUAGCACAUAUGAGAUGACAGAUGAGACCAUCACACAUCAAAUUGUUGACAGACCCAACAUCGACAAACAGCACAUCAACAGGUACUAUAUUCAGCCCCAGUGGGUGUAUGACUGUGUCAACGCCAAAAUCCGCCUGCCUGUGGAGGACUACUUCCUCGGAGUGACUCUGCCCCCUCACCUCUCUCCGUUUGUGGAGGAGAAGGACGGCGACUACGUGCCCCCCGAAAAAGUGAAGAUCAUGGCCUUACAACGGGGAGAAAAGCCUGCCCAUGAACAGGAGGAUGACGAUGAAGAAGAUGAGGAGGGUGAGGAUGAAGAAGAGGAGGAGGAGGAGGAUGAUGAUGAUGAUAACAACGAUGAUGAUGAUGAAGAGGCAGAAGAGAAAAACCUAAAGAAGAUGGAACAACAGAGAUCCCAGGGCAAGUCUCUGCAAGUCAAAGUGACGCCUGGAAAAGUGAAGGUAGAAAACACAGUACGCUUGGAGCAGGAGGAGAAAGCAGAGGAGAAACGUCUUGCCAUCAUGAUGAUGAAGAAAAAGGAAAAGUACCUCUACGACAAGAUCAUGUUUGGAAAGAAAAGAAAAAUCAGAGAGGCUAACAAGCUUGCUGCCAAGAGGAAAGCCCAUGAUGAUGCAGAAAAAGCAAAGAAGAAAAAGACACGAAAAUAACUCGUGAUGAUGUCUUCUUCAGAUUGACUUUUUGUGUAUUUAACUUCAUGAGAUAGAGUGCAUUGCAGGUUGACAUGUCAUGAAACCUGAGCGUGCAUUAGACAGCCCUGUGAGUGAGUUACAUGCCCCAUGACGUGGGUGUGAUAACCUCUGCAUAAUCUCCAGAUGAAAUGCAGGAUGUGGCAUAUGCUAGUUGUGUAAUUAUUGAUGUAAAAGUGACUUUGUCCUCAUUUUGUUUGUAUGAAUUCUGCUCUACUAUUCUACAUUACACAAUGUAUUCCACUUUUAAAAUCUGUACUUAAAACCAUCUGAAUUUUAAAGUAAAGACAUUAUGUUAUUA